AUGACCGACACAUCUAUCCCCUCGUCGGCUUUCGAGUCUCUGCUCCCAAAACUUCUGGCGACCCUCGAGCUCACUCAACAGGAGAGCACAUCGACUCCCCAAGCUAAACAAGCUCUGCUUCACGCUACCAACGAUUUCAAGGCAUCUUUGAGCCGAGCGAAAGGACUGGCCAACGCAUUACCCGGAGGAGAACUGUUGAUUGAGGAACAGGAUGAGGUUAUCGCCAUGCUUGAACGACUUCGAGAUAAGAAAAGGCACCAGUUGAACGAAUUCACCAAACUCGAUCUCAAGACACCAGCCCAAGCACGCCCAGGCACAAGGGCUGACAGGAUGGACAUCGACUCAACAGCUUCGACUCCUGCGUGA
Messenger RNA from Stereum hirsutum FP-91666 SS1, 366 nucleotides. RefSeq lists its product as uncharacterized. Gene Ontology annotation, biological process: regulation of transcription by RNA polymerase II. NCBI's taxonomy places the organism in Eukaryota, Fungi, Basidiomycota, Agaricomycetes, Russulales, Stereaceae. The coding region runs from base 1 to 366 and encodes 121 amino acids. Gene Ontology annotation, molecular function: transcription coregulator activity. The record is from RefSeq and is a predicted model, not a curated record. Gene Ontology annotation, cellular component: mediator complex. The transcript is spliced from 3 exons.